Ipomoea nil (Japanese morning glory) is the source of this 932-nucleotide messenger RNA. Its product is annotated as SNARE-interacting protein KEULE-like. Gene Ontology annotation, molecular function: syntaxin binding. Gene Ontology annotation, biological process: vesicle-mediated transport; intracellular protein transport. The record is from RefSeq and is a predicted model, not a curated record. The transcript is spliced from 9 exons. Lineage: Eukaryota; Viridiplantae; Streptophyta; Magnoliopsida; Solanales; Convolvulaceae. The annotation marks the transcript as partial. Gene Ontology annotation, cellular component: plasma membrane; secretory granule.
AGACAGAAGACGUUAUACGCAGGAAAUGCCAAGUCGAAAGAAAUUUGGGUCAUGUACUAUUCAACCGCGGGCUUGAACAGUCAACGUCUUCCGCCUGAUAAUUGCCCGUUUAUGACUCUAGCGCUCUCUCUCUCUCUCUGGUUAAACUACUGAGGAUUUGAUCAAUUCGAUCUGGUUAGCGAUCGCUCAAUUGCGAAGAAGUUCAUAUAAAGCGAGAAAGAGAAUCGGAAGUUUUGGAAUCAAGGAAACAUGUCGAUGUCCGACUCCGAUACGUCGUCGCAGGGCAGCGAAUACAAAUGUUUCCGGCAAAUUACACGGGACAGAUUAUUAUAUGAAAUGCUUAGAUCGGCCAGGUCAAAGGAUUCAAAAUCAACAUGGAAGGUACUGAUCAUGGACAAACUAACAGUCAAAAUAAUUUCAUAUGCAUGCAAGAUGGCAGAUAUCACAGAAGAAGGAGUUUCCUUGGUGGAAGAUAUUUACAGGCGACGCCAGCCACUUCCCACGAUGGAUGCCAUAUACUUCAUCCAGCCCACAAAAGAGAAUGUUGUAAUGUUUCUCUCCGACAUGGCUGGGAAAUCACCUUUGUACAAGAAGGCAUUUGUUUUCUUUAGUUCACCUAUUACAAAGGAAUUGGUUAAUCACAUAAAGAGGGACACUAGCGUUCUGUCUCGCAUUGGUGCCUUGAGAGAGAUGAAUCUGGAAUAUUUUGCAAUAGACAGCCAGGGUUUUGUAACUGAUAACGAGAGGGCAUUAGAGGAACUUUUUGGAGAUGAUGAGGGUUCUCUUAAGGGUGAUGCAUGUUUGCGUCUGAUGGCCAACCGCAUUGCUACAGUUUUUGCCUCAUUGAGGGAGUUUCCCUUUGUUCGCUACCGUGCUAUCAAAUCCCAUGAUCCAACCACCAUGACUACAUUUCGUGAUUUAAUUCCUACAAA